ACCAUUGCUUUCUCUCUUUCUUAUUUCAUAAAUCUUUUGAACCGGACAAAGAAAAAAAAGCUAAAGAGAGACAGAGAGAAAAUAAUGAGAGGACUCCCGAUCAUUGUGAUUCUCACCGUCUUCUGCCUAUUCUCCGCCGCUUACUCCCAGUCCGUCGGUUUCGCCGCCGAUUUCAUGCCGUUCAAGACAGAGUACACUGGUUCCAUCGCGGAGUGCUCGAUGGCGACGGCGGAGUUCGAGAUGGACUCCGAGAUAAACAGGUGUAUCUUGGCAACGACGAGGUACAUAAGCUACGAUGCGCUGAGGAGAAACACAGUUCCAUGCUCACGGCGCGGCACAUCUUACUACAACUGCCGACGUGGAGCUCAGGCCAACCCUUACUCUCGUGGCUGUAGCGCUAUCACUCGUUGCAGGUGGUUACUUAUGUUUAUAAUUCCAUUGCAAUACAAUUUCAAACAGUCAAAAAAAAAAAAAAUCCAGUCAGUCAGUUUUAUCAAUCAUCAAUAAUGAUUACAUCUGACCGGUGUUCGAAGACGCUGAUUGGAGCAGGUGAGGAGCGUGAUGGGGUGUACUAUUUUACGGAUGUCAGAGCUGCGCGAGUUAACAAGACUGUGAAGAUGGAAGAUUCAGUGUUGUGGCAUCGUCG
Eruca vesicaria subsp. sativa (arugula) is the source of this 646-nucleotide messenger RNA. The record is from the annotation of a GenBank genome assembly. Lineage: Eukaryota; Viridiplantae; Streptophyta; Magnoliopsida; Brassicales; Brassicaceae.